Molecule: messenger RNA, 1320 nt
Organism: Sciurus carolinensis (gray squirrel)
Lineage: Eukaryota; Metazoa; Chordata; Mammalia; Rodentia; Sciuridae
Gene: Haao
Product: 3-hydroxyanthranilate 3,4-dioxygenase
Exons: 10
Coding region: 228-986 (252 amino acids)
Biological process (GO): 'de novo' NAD+ biosynthetic process from L-tryptophan; quinolinate metabolic process
Cellular component (GO): cytoplasm
Molecular function (GO): 3-hydroxyanthranilate 3,4-dioxygenase activity; iron ion binding
Source: RefSeq, a predicted model, not a curated record
GCCAGAGGACACUGCAGGGAGGAAGCGACCCGACCUGGUGGCCAUGAAGCGCCGCGUGAGAGUGAAGACUUGGGUGGAGGAGAACAGGGCCUCCUUCCAGCCCCCAGUCUGCAACAAGCUCAUGUGUUCCGGGACCCCUUCCCCCUACCACAGUCUCCUCCCUCCCAGGACCUGAUCCAAGACCUCCCCUACCACUCCUUUGCAGGCACCAGGAGCAGCUCAAAAUCAUGUUCGUCGGGGGCCCCAACACCAGGAAGGACUAUCACAUUGAGGAGGGCGAGGAGGUGUUUUAUCAGCUGGAAGGAGACAUGGUUCUCCGUGUACUGGAGCGAGGGAAACACCGGGAUGUGGUCAUUCGGCAGGGAGAGAUAUUCCUCCUGCCUGCUGGGGUGCCCCACUCCCCGCAGAGGUUUGCCAACACCAUGGGACUGGUGAUUGAGCGGAGACGGCUGGAAACCGAGCUAGAUGGGCUCAGGUACUACGUGGGGGACACCGUGGAUGUCCUGUUUGAGAAGUGGUUCUACUGCAAGGAUCUCGGCACCCAGUUGGCCCCCAUCAUCCAAGAGUUCUUCCGCUCUGAGCAGUACAGAACAGGAAAACCCAACCCUGACCAGCUGCUGAAGGAGCCGCCAUUCCCUCUGAGUACACGAUCCAUCAUGGAGCCCAUGUCCCUGAAGGCUUGGCUGGAUGGCCACCACAGGGAGCUGCAGGCAGGCACAUCUAUCAACCUGUUUGGGGACACCUAUGAGACACAGGUAAUCGUGCAUGGGCAAGGCAGGAGCAGAGGCCUGGAGCAGGACGUGGACAUGUGGCUGUGGCAGCUGGAGGGUUCCUCAGUGGUGACAAUGGGGGAACAGCACCUGGACCUGGCCCCAGAUGACAGCCUCCUGGUGCCAGCUGGGACCUCGUACACGUGGGAACGAGCACAAGGCUCUGUGGCCUUGUCUGUGACCCAGGAUCCUUCCCGCAAGAAGCACCUGGGGUGACCGUCUUACUGUGGCCCAAAGCAGUCAGCAUGUGCCAGAGUGCUAUCCCGAGAGCCACCCUCCAAACAGCUCUCCCCACCCCACCACUUCCCAGGGCACAUCUGCCGAGCACCUCGGCAUGCCCGCCACCAGGCCCUGGGCAUCGCUGCCAUCUACCCUUCUGCCAUUCAGUCAGGGAUGCCAGGCUCCUAGGGUCCCCACAGCUCCCCUUCCCCCCUGAAGCCAUCAGCCCCUCAUGGUUGGACACGUGGUGUGCACCCCAUCCCUCUGUCCCCACAGGCCCACCGCUCACCUUUGAGAAGGCCCUCAAUAAAGGCUUCCUGGAGAACCAGCA